Didymodactylos carnosus is the source of this 2799-nucleotide messenger RNA. The record is from the annotation of a GenBank genome assembly. NCBI's taxonomy places the organism in Eukaryota, Metazoa, Rotifera, Eurotatoria, Philodinida, Philodinidae.
AUGUCGUCUGGUUCUGAUGAUUAUGGACGUCAAUCAAUCGGUAGCGUCGGUGUUACUCUUCAACAAACUCCAGUACCCGCAUUCCUUAAUAAAUUAUGGAUAUUAAUUAAUGAUUCAUCAUGUGAUGAUCUUAUUGCAUGGGAUUCAUCUGGUGGAUCAUUUCAUGUCUAUGAUCAAGCACGAUUUUCACGAGAAAUUUUACCACGUUAUUUUAAACAUAAUAAUUUUGCAUCAUUUAUUCGCCAAUUAAAUAUGUAUGGUUUUCGAAAAAUAUCCAAUAUUGAACAUGGUUCAUUGAGAUCAGAACGUGAUGAUAUUGAAUUUGCUCAUCCAAAUUUUAUUCGUGGACAAGAUACACUAUUGGAACUAAUUAAACGACGAGCGCCCGAUAAUCAACAAAAACAACAUCAACAACCAUCUCAAAUAGGUCCAUCAUCAACAACUAUAAUUCAAACACCAUAUAUGGACCCGAAAUCAAAUCGUCCAGUUGAAUUUAUUCAUGUACUCGAAGACGUAAAAUCACUAAAAAAUAAACAAACAUCAUUAAAUGAAAAAUUAAAUAAUAUACAAACUGAAAAUGAAGCUCUGUGGCGUGAAAUUUCUUCAUUGAGACAAAAACAUUCAAAACAGCAGCAAAUUGUAUCAAAACUAAUGGAAUUUUUACUACAUUUUGUAACAAAUACUCAACAUAAUCAAAGACAAGUUACCGGACCGAUGCAACCAAAUUUAAUUCAACAUCAUCCUCAUCGAUCAGAAAGUGAUCAGCAGCACCAGCAGCAGCAGAGUAUCAAUACACAAAAUUUAUUACAGAAUAGUGGUAAUUUGGUAAAUGAAAAUGAUAAUGGUGUCAUGCAUUCGACAACAGGCAAUGGAUCAAAUGGUGCAUUGAAACGAAAACCAUUGAUGAUUGGAGAUACAGAUAUUGAGCUUAAACCUGUAAAACGAAAUAGUGCACAGCAACAACAAGCGCAGCAACAGCAACAACACGGUAUGCAUCAACAAUAUCAGCAACAACAACCACAAUCUCAUCGAUCCAUUCAACAUGCCACACGUCUUGUACCUAAUAUUAAUGUUCAUCCAAAUGAUCCAAAUCUAAAUUCAUUACAUCAGCAACAUCCACUAAAUAUUGGACGUCAACAAAGUGUAACGAUUAAUGAAAUAAGUGAUAAUGACCAAGCUAACUGGUUGCAUGGUACGACAAGUUCACCAUUAGUGGAUCUAGUACCAUCACCACCACCACCAUCACAAUUACAUCCGAGCGACGGCAAUUCCGGCAAUUUUAUGGUCGAUGAAACAAGUGCUCAUCGUUAUCAUGACGAUAACGAUGACGCACAACAUCCGACAAAUGAUUAUUGGAUAAGUAAUGAUGAUUCCAUGGAUUUUGGACCAACGACAACUACAACGAGGAAUGAUCAUAUACAAAAUAACAAUAAAUAUCCAAAUCGAAGUUCAACCGGAAGAAAUAUUGGUGAUAAUGGAAUAUUUAUGCCAGAUUUCUUUUUACAUACUGAUAAUGGAGUGAAUCAAACAGCAUCAAAUGAUCAACAUAGGUCUUUCUCCAAUAAUAUGACAAUUGCUCCGUCAACAAACAUAUCAAUGAUGAACCCAUUAAAAGAAGAACAAUUAGAUUUUGGCGAACAAUAUCACUUAGCCACACCAAAUACACUAUCAAUGAAUCCUAUGGUAAAUUAUCAGCAACAACAAGACAUUAAGCAGAUUAACCAAAAAUUUGAACAACAGUCGCAUGGAACCGAAAAUAACAAUAACAAUAAUGAAUCAUUUUCAUUAGAUGAUUUUAAUAGCGAUGUAGACGGUAUACAAGUUGCUUUAGAUUCUAUUCGAGAAUUAAUUUACUCAAAUUUACCCGAUGGAACACGUAUUGAAGAUUUGUUCGAUGUUGAAGAUGGUUCUCUGUUGUCACCAACAAAUCAACAGGAUUUUAAACAAGCAUUAAUAGAUGCUACAACUCAAGCUCAAGAAAGGUCUAAUACAUUAGCUGGUGAUAUAAUACAAACAGCAAAUAUUAUCACAUCACAAGCACCAACUAAUCAAUCUAAGCCAAAUGUAGUUACGUUUGUUACGCUUCCACAAGGGCAACAACAACACUUAACGUAUCCACCGGUAGUGACUAUAAGGGAUAUUGCCGUAACAAGAGCUAUAUCACCGACAACAAUUAAUUUAUCAUCAUUACAAUCGAGUGACGAAAGAAUCUGGAACUCAUCGAUACCAUCCACAAUAACUGCCAUACCACAACGUCGUAAACGUGCACAGCCUCAACAAAGAGCUCAACCGCUUACUCAACCGGUAUUGGUUCAACAACAACCAUUAACAAUUGUCAAACCAGUAAUUCAAUCAUCUUCAUCGUCUCCUAUUGUUUUACAAACAACAAAAACCUCCGCUAUUCCGACAGUAACGGUAACUUCAACUAAACAUACACCUAUUAUUCAUGUGCCAUCGACAUUGCUUAAUAAACAACUUCCUACAAUUAAAAUUCAACAACCAUCAACUAUUUCACCUUCUAUUCACGGUGUUGAACAACAAAAAAAUCCGUCUAAUCCUAUUAUCGUUUUACAAACGCCUCGACAAUCACCACAAACAUCCGAUUCCACGGGCAAUAAUGAAAGACAAUUGCUUGGUCAACUUUUAUCUGAAUCAGUUAUUGAAGAACAACGUCAAACAAUUGAAACAUUAGAACGAGAAAAGUCGAAUUUACAAGAAAAAAUAAAUAAAUUUGAACAGCAGCAACAACAACGGCUUGAAAAUUCUUCGAAGGAUAAUAAUUCAGGAAUGUUUAAUUAA